ACAGAUAAGGAAGGAUUGGAGAAGAACGGUCUACAACUUUAAUGCUAAAGAGACAAUUGUUUGGAUGACCAGUCAAUAUUUUUGUGACAACUGAAAAAGAAAGACUUUCAGGCACUGACACGAUCAUCUACAAAUUGUAGCGAAGACGAAGGACAACAAAAAAACAAAGAGAUUUGAAGAAGGUAAGAGGUGGGAAGAAACUUCACAAUGUCAUCGUUUGAGACCCAGAACCAGUCUCCUCCUCGUUGUGGCCCACAGUUUCCGAGUUUGGCCCAGGAACCUCCGGAGCUCAGCAUGUAUGGUGAAUGCUACUACCCUCCUCCCUCCCUGCCGAGUCCUCAGCGCACCACUCCUGCCUCCUACGAACUGAGCGACUACGCCACCUCAUCUCCAAACCCUUACCUUUGGUUUAACAGCUCUGGAAUGAACUCCUCGUCGUACCUGUCUAGCACAGGCCCGCCCGGUAAUCCCGGCCCACCAUUUGUACCUCAACACUAUGGCAUCCAGAGACCUUACCUGGGCCCAGCUGGACCUGGCGGUCCAGGAGGGGAACUAAGCUGGUUCUCUCUUCCCUCACAAGAAGAUCUAAUGAAGCUGGUCAGACCGCCUUACUCCUACUCUGCUCUGAUCGCAAUGGCUAUCCACGGAGCACCUGACAAGAGACUGACACUGAGUCAGAUUUACCAAUAUGUUGCAGAUAACUUCCCUUUCUACAACAAGAGUAAGGCUGGCUGGCAGAAUUCAAUCAGACACAACUUGUCACUCAAUGACUGCUUCAAGAAAGUACCAAGAGACGAGGAUGAUCCAGGUAAAGGUAACUACUGGACACUUGACCCGAACUGUGAAAAGAUGUUUGACAAUGGAAACUUCCGCCGCAAAAGGAAGAGGAAGUCGGACUCCCUCACCGGUGGUGACGGCACCUCAGGGCCCCCAGAGUCAGGAGACAGUGAGAGGGGAAGCCCGAAACAUCCUGCCCUUACCAUGUCCCCAACAGCGGAUAGAAUCCCCUCCCCUUCACUGUCGGGUCCCACCCCAUGCCUGGGCAGCUUCUUGUCUGAAAUGUCAACGGUUUCCACCGGAGCAACAAAUGAGGUUGGGGGAGACGGGUUGAGCAGGCCACUGCAGAUUAACCUUCCCUUAGAUGGACUUCAUAGACCUACCCAACCAGGAAGCUUUAGUAACUAUUCCCCCAACUCAGGUGUCUCAGAGUGGGUACCGCAGGCGCCAGCUUCCUCUGUUCUCACUUCCUCACCCUCCCACUCUUCUCUAGGUUACUCUAGCCCAAUUCUGAGCCAGUAUAGUGGGUCCAGUGGGCAUUUCUAUCCUACUCUGAGCUCCACCGGAAUCAUCUAUCAUCGCGACGGCACAGAGGUUUAAGGAGACAUAAAGGGAGGGAAUGGUGUUUUCAGAAAGACUGUUGGGAAGAUGUUUCAAAUGCCUUGUGUUAAUUUUGGCUCUGAGAAUAAGGCACCAAAAAGAAUGUUUGUGUUGACAGAGACAGUUGAGAAUGCUUUAGCACCUGACCUUCACUUAUCAGGGCUCGAUUCCCACAGAAAAAGCUGAAUCAGGUGUAGCUGCCUUUCAUUGUCUCAACGUAAAAAAUGCUUCUUGCUUACUAUCAGGUCCUGUCAUCUUUUAUUACAGAUAUAUAUCUCUAAGGGCUGAGUCAUUAUUAACUGGCCCAGCCUAAUCUGCUGACACCCUGCCACUCCACACUGUGUUGUUGAUGGGAAUGCACAGACAGCACAUUUAGAGGGGUAGUUAAAUUACAAUGGUGUCAAAAUUGUGUCUAUGGUUCAUGCACUAAAAGAUAAACAAGUAAUGAGACUUUCUUUCAUGGUCUUUUAGAGCUGCAACAAAUAGAGGUGGUAGUUGUGCUUUGCAUAUUGGUUCACAUGUUGUGGUUUGUUACAUCUGAUUGUUGGUUUGUUGGUAAAACGUUUGUUCAACAGAAUGAGUUUGUAAGAUGUUUCUACAUGCUGUAUGUUGUGUUUUACUAUAAAUAAAAGCUUUUGGA
Molecule: messenger RNA, 2017 nt
Organism: Girardinichthys multiradiatus
Lineage: Eukaryota; Metazoa; Chordata; Actinopteri; Cyprinodontiformes; Goodeidae
Gene: foxi3b
Product: forkhead box I3b
Exons: 2
Coding region: 208-1377 (389 amino acids)
Biological process (GO): regulation of transcription by RNA polymerase II; cell differentiation; anatomical structure morphogenesis
Molecular function (GO): RNA polymerase II cis-regulatory region sequence-specific DNA binding; DNA-binding transcription factor activity, RNA polymerase II-specific
Source: RefSeq, a predicted model, not a curated record